Pocillopora verrucosa is the source of this 1353-nucleotide messenger RNA. RefSeq lists its product as uncharacterized. Gene Ontology annotation, molecular function: oligosaccharide binding. Lineage: Eukaryota; Metazoa; Cnidaria; Anthozoa; Scleractinia; Pocilloporidae. The record is from RefSeq and is a predicted model, not a curated record.
UAAGAGAUCUGGAACUGCACCUAAGUCAGACAAACCUUCAGCAGCCUGUGCAUUUCGGUCAUGACACAGUUUUUUUUGCUGUUCAGUAUAAUUUCAUCCCUGCCAAUUGGCGAAAUUAUUGCCAGCAAAGUCAAUUACAAAGAGAUGAAUGUCUCAGACCCUCAGGGAGCCUCGUCUCGCGGUCCGCACAUUACUUACCAGUACAUAGACCAAGCGACGUUCACCAAUGAAGGGACUAAGAAGUUGGAUGAAAAGAUUCAGCGAGUAGACGAACGUUUAACGCGACUCAUCGCCCUGUUCAUUCUACAGAGGAAAGCUGGUACGUCAUCGUUCCGUGGUGGUGACGACUAUAAGAAGCAAGACGAAAGUUUAGAGCGCGUGAACGAUGGAUUAACGAAAGUGCUUGGCUUGUUGCAGAACAUCGCUGGAUCUUCGUCGAGCAUGAAGAAUGACGAUGUUAAGAAACUCAUCAAAGACUCUCUACAAAACAAGGCUGGGAUGCCAUGGAUUCCGAACAAAGAAAAGGUAGCAUCGUCUUGCAAAGAGAUUUAUUCAAAAAACAGGUUUUUGGGAAACAAUGCUUACCUGCUUCAGACUGAUUGUGGGUAUGUCCCUAUUUACUGUCACAUGACCAACUCUGGCAUGGGCGCAUGUGGAGGAGGUGGAUGGACGCUGGUCAUGAAGAUUGACGGCCAAAAGCGGACUUUUCACUACGACUCACAAUACUGGAGCAAUAAGGAAAGCCACAAUUUAGAAGGAGGAAUGACUGGAUUUGACAGACAAGAGACCAAACUGCCAACCUACUGGAACACACCCUUCUCCAAGAUCUGUCUCGGAAUGAAGGUCGGCCUCCAACCUGUCAGAUUCAUUGUCAUGAACACCCACGCGAAUUCCUUGCAUUCACUGAUUGCCAACGGAGGAUAUCAUAACACUUCGUACGGGCCUGAAAAGUGGAAGGCAUUGAUUGGCCCCGAAGCCUCAUUGCAGAGGACCUGUUACAAGGAGGGUUUUAAUGUUCAACCUGAUUCUUCUACCUCCAAAGCUAGAAUUGGCAUAGUUGGUGGCCAACAAUGCUAUUCAUAUUAUAUGACUUCCAGAGUUGGUUUUGGUACUGGAGGUCGGCCUGAUGAUAGCAGCUCGUGUGGAAACGAGGAUCAGCGCGGCGGUAAACAUUUAAAAGCGAUGGGGUACAUCUUUGUUCAGUGACAUAUCGACUUGUAAACGCUCGAGCCUUUUAGCACUGUUUAAAACUGGUUAAAAAUUUAAUGAAGCAAACUGUUCGAUUGAAGAUUUACACCGAAGGGAAAUUCUGAGAUGUAUCUAUAAUGAUAAAUUAAAAUAAACGAUGAAUGA